This is a messenger RNA of Mustela erminea (ermine), 3677 nucleotides long. It is a transcript of the gene CD46, whose product is annotated as CD46 molecule. Gene Ontology annotation, biological process: negative regulation of complement activation, classical pathway. The transcript has 14 exons. The record is from RefSeq and is a predicted model, not a curated record. NCBI's taxonomy places the organism in Eukaryota, Metazoa, Chordata, Mammalia, Carnivora, Mustelidae. The coding region runs from base 137 to 1423 and encodes 428 amino acids. Gene Ontology annotation, cellular component: cell surface.
UCCGCGCAAACGGCGCUGAGGCCACGCCCCCGCGGCUGGCACCUGACACCGGGCAGCCGGGGAUUGUUGCGUCUGCUCCCCGACCUGGGAGAGUGUCGCUUGGCGGACUCUCAGCUUCCCGCGGGUCUCCGGGAAGAUGGUGGUGUCCUACGCGCGGCGCGCGGCCCAUCCCUGCUGUCUGCAGAAGCGCUUUUCCUUUUUGUGUUGCUUUAAGAUCUCUUUGAUGGCCGCAGUGCUCCUGAUACCCAAGCCCUCUGAUGCCUGUGAUCCUCCUCCAAGAUUCGAGUUUAUGAAGCCAAAUGCUACUAAAUCCAGUUAUAAUCCUGGGGACAUAGUAUACUUUGUUUGUCGACCAGGAUACAAGCCUGUUAUACAUCCUCGUCCCAUGUCUUCCGUUUGUCAGGCUAAUAACAUGUGGACACCUCUUCAGGAGGCUUGUACAGCAAAACAAUGUCAGCAUCCAAGAGAACCGGUAAAUGGCCAGGUAUCCGCUGUAAAUGGAUCUUUUUCCUUUGGUUCGCAGAUUCACUAUUCUUGUAAUGAGGGUUAUAGGCUAGUUGGAGAAAGAAUUCUAUACUGUGAAAUUUCUACUGCUGAUGAAAGAAAAGUGACUUGGAGUGAUGAUCCCCCACUAUGUAUAAGGAUAAUGUGUCCACCACCUGGAAAAAUACCAAAUGGAAAAUAUACCGGUAGUGAGAAGGAUGAAUUUGAAUAUAAUGAAGUGGUAAUUUACAGUUGUAAUCCUUCAAAUGGACCAGAUGAAUAUUCACUUGUUGGAGAGAGUAAUCUUAUUUGUACUGGCAAUGGUGUAUGGAGUAGUAACCCUCCUGAGUGUAAAGUCGUCAAAUGUCCAUUUCCAAACCCUGAAAAUGGAAGACUGUUAUCAGGAUUCAGAAAAAAAUACUACUACAAAGCAACAGUCACAUUUGAAUGCGACCCAGGUUAUUACCAUGAGGGUGAGAACACAGCAGUCUGUGGUAGUAACAGUACUUGGGAGCCUGCGAAGCCAACGUGUCUUAAAGUGCUCAUUCCUUCCAGUACCAGUCCUCCAAUUUUGAAUCAUACAGUGCUGAUUCCUUCCAGUACCAGUCCUCCGAUUUUGAACCAUACAGUGUCGACUCCUCCCAGUACAAAACCUCCAAUUCCAAGUGUCUCAGAACCCGAGUCUCCUCAUACGACUAUGCCUCCGAGUUCAACAACUACACCUCCAGGACCUCGCCCAAACCCUGGUGAUGACCCAAACCUUGAUGGCCCUAAGACUUUAGGUGGAGGCAUCAUUGCGGUGAUCGUUGUUUCUGUUCUUGCUGUUGUUGUGGUACUUGGCGGCUUCCUGUGUUAUCGACACAAGAAGAAAGGGGAAAGAGAACCUGGGGCCGAAUACCAUGCUUAUCAGGUUAAAUCAACUAUGCCAGCCGAUCACUAAAAGGUUUCUACACACUGGUAAAUCCUUUGAGAUCUACAGUAAAUUCACACAGCUUUACGGAAAACAGUACAAAUGUUCCUCAAAAGAUUAAGAACAGAAUCAUUGGAUGAUCCAACAGUUCCACUCAUGGGUAUAUAUCCAAAGGAAACAAAAUAACUGUACAGCACUCUUUUCACUGCAGCAUUAUUUAUAAGAGCCCCAACGCAGAAACAACCACGGAGGGAGGCAUUCUAACAGAAAACGUGCUCCGCAAAUAUGGCGGCAUACUAUUCAGCCAUAGAAAAGAAGGAAAUCUUGAUGUUGAGGGCAGAAUAUAUGGACCCUCCAGGCAUUUUGCUAAGUGAAAUAAAAGUGAAACAGAAGGACACAUACUGUAGGAUUUUACUUGUUGUAGAAUCUAAAAACAACAACAACAAAAAAAGGAAAAAACUCCUAGAAACCAGAUUGGUGGUUGCUCCGCGAGGGGGGUGAGCAGAAUUGGGUGAAGAACGUCAAAGGGGACAAACAUCCAGUUUUAACAUUAGCAAAUACCGGGAUAGAAUUAACGUGUGGCCUGGUGACUUUCAGCAGUGCUGCUAUAUUGUAUAUUAGCAAGCCGUUAAGAGUAGAUCUUAAAAGUCCUGAUCAGGAAAACAAAAAUUUUUGUAAUUGUGGUGCUAUCAGCUAAAUUCUGUGGUGAGCAUUUCACAACAUAUCUUAUCAGUUCAGGCUGUACACACCUUAAAUGUAUACCAUGUUACAUGUCAGUUACGUCAGUAAAACCAGGAGGGGGAAUAAAAGGGUUCUAUAAAAAUCAUUGUCUAGGUUUUUUUUUUUUUCACUCAGAUAAGUGCAGCCGUUAAGCCAUAAUGCUAGCAUUUUAAUGUGGUUUGAAUGCUUUGAUGCUGCUUUGAACAGUGUAUGAAUAUGGGAAUGAACUUCUGGCCUGUUUUCCCUUAAAUAACACCUGCAUUUAUAGGACAACUCAACACAGUAUCCCUGGUAGUAUUUAGGUGGGAAGAUAAGUUUUUUAAAUGAAAUACCCAAAUUUAGAGAAUUGUGCAAGAUAAAUUACAUUUUAUUUGUAAAGAAAGUGAUUUUGAAAUCCUUUUUGUUCAAAGAUUGAGAAGUCUUGAUUCACUCAACAACUCUUAAGAUGUGUUUUAUGUAUUGUUCUGUGUAAACAGCCUUACAAAUGUGUGUAUUCUACUUCGGCCCUUAACAUUAAAAAUGGGAACACUGAAAAUUGGGAUUUCGAGCAAGUCUGACUUCCUUAACUAAGAAUAUUAUUGGAAAAUACUCUGAAUGGGGGAGAAUUCUAUAUAUACAUGUUUUUAACUAUUUGUAAUUUUCCUGGUGAUUUAAGGAAGUUAUAACAUGUACAGAGACCUGUGCUUCACUUUUUCAAGCAUCAGCAGUCUGAGACAUGCAUGAGGGAUCAGAUUGGUUGCAAACUCCUGUACAACAUCAGGGAUCCAGCGCUCACUUAGCAAGAACGCCAGCUGGUGCCAGAGGGAACACUGUGGCCUUGCAGUUUCCUCUAAGAGGAUUCUGCUCUUUAGGAAAAUUUGAUUCCACUCUAAAUUCCGGCAGGGGGCCCUCUUCUCCCGGUACUUGAAUGCAGAGAGGUCUUACUUUAGACAAGGCUGUGUAAAAGGGGUGAGGUUUGCAGGAACGUGGCCAUCGGAGAAGCUCAGGUUCUCUCAAAAAGCAGAGUAAAGACUAAGGCGCGCGUUUCAGAGGAGGAGACUGCCUGCCGUUGGUCGUGCAGAGGGACAGAAAGAGCCAGCCGCUGAGGUGGCAGCGGAUGCUUGGUUGGGACAGACUGUGGCCCCUGCGUCCUCACCCCAGGCAGGGUCUCCUUCAGAGAAGCCCAGAGGGGCAGAGGAGGGAUGGCCACUCGAACUCACAUGACACUUGUAUGAGUUUCAUCUUGCACUUGGAUGGUUAAUAGGGCCAGUUUGGCAAAGAAGCGUUGCCUGGAGAAGGAUAAGGUUGGGAAAACAGCGCGGAGCAGCUAAGUCCUGUCUGCAGAUGAAGGCAUGUCUGUGGUGCACUGUCCGUGUUCCUUCCCUCUGGGAUCUGCCAGCCGGAGCAGAAAGAAACGGGAAUUCUGAAAUCAGUGCGGAGGGGAAACCGGACCCUCCCCAGCAGUACCCUGCCCAUUGCCGCCUACUCUUCGGGGGGUAGCACUGGCUCAAAGCAAGGGAUGGCUGGGCCCUUUAUUUGUAACGGGCCGAACUGAAUCUUUUCAACCAAAGAUUGUUAUGCUUUC